CCCCACCUGGGGAUUGGCAGCCCUAAUCUCACUCUAAGGACAAGCAAACUAAUCAGAGAAUGCCAUUCCUUUGAUAGUGUGGAGAAAAGUACCGUCAUGUCUACGAUGGUACACGUUGCUGAUUUAAGUCACCCGGCAAAGCCUUGGGAACUCCACAUCCGCUGGUCGGAAGGCAUUAUGGAUGAAUUCUUUAAACAGGGAGACAUGGAAGCUGAACUGGGACUGCCAAUUUCUCCACUCUGCGACCGUGUGGCUACCAACGUACCUGAGUCUCAAAUAGGUUUCCUAGAUGUCAUAGUCAAACCGGUAUUUACUCUUCUAUUUGAAGAAGUAGAGGAACUCAUUGUUCCUUUUCUCCAUAAAGUUGCCUCUAAAGAACUUUGCCAGAAAUCCACAGGGGCAAGUGGAGUUAAAAAAUCUCAAAGUGGAAACAAUUCCAUGGGUGAAGGAGGGCCGUGUGCAGGAGCAAAAAUCUUAAGCAGCUUAGAUAUAUCAGCAUUUAAGACCACAGUGAUGCAUAAUAUUCAAGCAAACAGAAAUAAGUGGAAGGAAGCUCUGGAGGCCAAGAGAAAAGAAGAAGAAAGCAACAAGGCUAAAGAAAGCAACAACAGUAAAGAAUCACCGGGAAAAGAAAGCAACAAAGCUAAAGGAAACAAGACGAAAGAAUCGCCAGACAAAGAAAGCAACAAAGCUAAAGGAAACAACAAGACUAAAGAAUUGCCGGGAAAUGAAAGCAACAACGCUCACAAUCAUGAAGAUAAAGCACACAACAAAAAAACACAGAAACGAACAAGCAGCAAUACUGCGCUAUCAAAGUCCAAAAAGUAUUGUGUAGUCCCGCAAGCACCCAGUACUUGUGACUGCCAACUGUGUGACAGUCGGGCCUUUGAGCCAAUGAAUCUCAACUUCAUCGUCUUCAACACCGGCUUGCCAGAAAUGUUCUUGCCCCGACAGGAUUCUGAAGCAAUGGAAGUCACAGAAUCGUACGAAGAAUUAGCCGAUAAGGAAAGUUCUUGGAGGAAAGCUGCCGGUCAGACCGUCGAGUCAAACAUCCAGGAGAUGAGAGCCAUGGUCCCCAAAACAAAACCUCUGUCUCCAAACGAGAGCGAUGACGUAAUCAUUGAAGAGUUUGUCCCCGACGAUCCCCAAUCGCAGAUGGCGCUAACAAGCGGGCCUCCCGCUAUCAGUGGUCAAGAAUGCCCACAGCAGCCACCCAACGUUGGCUUCAUCAUGACAGAUCUCUCGAAAAGCGACAUGGAAAUUUUCUCCCUGUGGAACGAAGAAGUCCUGAGACGGGCGGCGGAGCAGCAAAAGCAAGACCACCUCCCAGCGCCAGACGACGCGCCCUUACAGGUGGCCGUCUCGGCCAAGCAACAGAUGGAGUGCCAAGGCUACGAGGGGGCUUCAGCGGGCAAGCCUCCCGAGACCUUCGUCCUGCAAGUGAUUUCUUUCGACUCCCCUUCCAUGACCUUCUCGAAAGAUGCCACUCUAAACUGUAACCCGGGCCUGCAAGCGCUCCCCUCUCCCACAGCAGACGGCAGUGUUGUGCCUGUCAACACAUCUCAACAAAGCCAAACGGACUCCUGCGAUGCUGCAGCGGUGUCUAUCACAUCCUUGAACUACGGAGUCUUUCAGUUACCCCAGUAAGUAUUGCUGUAGAGUGAGAUGGCCUGGCUUGGGCCUAACGACAGUCGUCAUUAAAUGCAACUUGACAGAAAUAAACACA
Heteronotia binoei (common prickly gecko) is the source of this 1726-nucleotide messenger RNA. RefSeq lists its product as uncharacterized. The transcript has 7 exons. The record is from RefSeq and is a predicted model, not a curated record. Lineage: Eukaryota; Metazoa; Chordata; Lepidosauria; Squamata; Gekkonidae. Gene Ontology annotation, biological process: signal transduction. Gene Ontology annotation, molecular function: 3',5'-cyclic-nucleotide phosphodiesterase activity. Bases 97 to 1647 code for a protein of 516 amino acids.